Cheilinus undulatus (humphead wrasse) is the source of this 1939-nucleotide messenger RNA. RefSeq lists its product as uncharacterized. The coding region runs from base 202 to 861 and encodes 219 amino acids. The transcript is spliced from 6 exons. The record is from RefSeq and is a predicted model, not a curated record. Lineage: Eukaryota; Metazoa; Chordata; Actinopteri; Labriformes; Labridae.
CUGGGUUUUUAUACGUGUGGCGGAUGGGCGGACAUAGAUGGCGAAGGCUUCCCAAGGGGCCCCUCCCUACUGUGGUAAUCAGCACCCUUUACUCCCCCCGUGCUACACCAGUGCACUCAUCUGCCAGUUGAAUAAGUUACCUUUCUUAAAACUGAUCCCAUCUAAUGUAACAGUCCAGACUUAAAACAAAAGAGUCUGAGGAUGAAGAUCACUGUGCUGGGAGCUACGGGGCAGACUGGUCAGUAUCUGGUCAACCAGGCGUUGCAGCAGGGUCACACAGUGACCGCCAUUGUUAGGAACCCGUCCAAACUCAGUGUGCAUCAUGGCGAUCUCAAGGUGGUGGAGGCUGAUAUUUUCUCAGCGGACAGCCUGAAGCCUCACUUUAAGGGUCAGGAUGUGAUCAUGUCCUGCCUCGGCUUCCCGACCUCCUUCUUCUCUGCAGUGACGGGUUACACCCUCUCUAUGAAAAGUGUGGUCAGUGCCAUGCGAGAGGCCCGAGUCAGCAGGAUCAUCACCAUGACCUCCUGGUACACCGACCCCGACUCUGGAACAAAGUCGUCUUAUCUCAUCCGCUUCCUCCUGCUGCCGAUGAUCCGAAGCAUCCUCACCAACAUGUAUGAGAUGGAGCAGUUUCUGCAAAAGACUGACGACAUCAACUGGACUGUUGUUCGCCCACCAGGCCUCAAGAAUCUGGCUGCUUCAGCCCAAGAGUUUCUGACGCACGAGGGAUACUUUGUUCCUGACAGCAGUGGUAACCCUAUAGGCAGCGCAGUGGGUCGAGGGGAUGUGGCUCGCUUCAUGCUCUCUCUGCUCAACAGCAACGCAUGGGUCAAGAAGGGAGUCGCAAUCACCACAAAGUGAGAAAGAGGACAUGAGAAAGGGCCAGCAAACUGGUGAUAUCAAGCCAUGUUUUCUUUAGAUUUUAUGCAUUAGAUGUCAGUCUUUUAUAAUAAGAAAGGAUAAAAUGAAAUGUGAACAUGGUCUCACACAUGGUCUGUGUUAGUUACACACAUAGAGAUAUACUCCCAGGACUCCGCUGCACCCUUUUGCUAUACAGGGCUUUUAUUGUGUCUUCUGCUAAUUAUUUUGGAUUCACUAUCCACAAUUUACCGCUCCCUUAUGGCUCUAGACACUGUUUAGUGGGAAAUGAAUUAAAUCCCUUUUACUUUAUAUUCUGCCUGAAACAGAUGACAGAACAGCUGAAGAACACUAUUUCCCCUCAGUUUGUUUUCCACAAGCUAAACUUUUUUAAUCACCUUAAUGUGCAACUGCUUGUGAGUGAAAAGAUCUCUUUAUUUCUUAUUUAACCAUAUCAGUUUUUUUAUCAAAGAAAAAAUCCCCAUGGAAACUCUCAAUUGCACACUUAGGAAAUUAUAAAGCCAAGAGAAAUUUCUUUAUAAAAAGUUUAUUUUUUAGAUCUGUUAACUCCACAAACUAAAUUCAGCUCACCUCCAUUCUAUGUUAAUGACAGUACAAAUAAAGUGGAUUAACAUUUACAAUAUUUACAUAGGUACAUAUGACACAUUCCAAGAAGAAGUGUUCCUAUUUCAUUGAGAUAAACUGUCCCUUAAACCAUCUGCUGCAGGAUAUCAUGAAGAAACUGCCUUACAUGAUAUAGACCAUGAAAUAAAUGCCUUUUAAUAACUCUUGCUUAACAUAUUUCUGUUUUUAUACUUUUGAAAACCUUCAUUUAAAAGUGUAACAUCUUAUGUUGCUGUUGCUCAGUUUUUGUGAUGUGCACUUUCACAUUAGUUGUAGCCACAUGGGGGCAGUGUUCUGCCAUAUCUGCUGGUUAAAAGAGCUUGUCUGCCUGUUAUUACCUAGGUAGGAAUGAAAAAUAAGGCAGAAUGAAUGUUGCACCAUGUUUUCACAGAAGCACUUUGUAUCUCUCUGUGUGCUGUAUCCAUUCUGUUGAAUAAACACACAACAGUAAAACAGA